AUGCCUUCGCCUUCCAAUUCUGACGAGCUGAUAUUUUUUGUGAAUGGAAAAAAGGUCAUAGAGAAGAGUGCUGACCCUGAAACGUCUCUACUGUCCUUCGUGAGGAAAGUUCUACGCCUCACAGGCACUAAAUAUGGCUGUGGAGGAGGAGGCUGCGGAGCCUGUACGGUGAUGGUGUCAAGAUACGACCCCAAGAGCAAGAAGAUCCACCACUACCCAGCAACAGCAUGCCUGGUGCCCAUCUGUUCUCUGCAUGGAGCAGCCAUCACCACCGUGGAAGGUGUGGGAAGCAUCAAAAAGAGGGUUCAUCCUGUGCAGGAACGGCUUGCCAAGUGUCAUGGCACACAGUGUGGAUUCUGCAGUCCCGGGAUGGUGAUGUCCAUCUACACACUGCUCAGGAACCACCCUGAACCGACGCCUGAACAGAUCACUGAAGCUCUUGGAGGUAAUUUGUGCCGAUGUACUGGAUAUCGACCAAUUGUAGAAAGUGGGAAAACUUUCUGUGGGGAAUCUACUGUGUGCCAAAUGAAAGGAUCAGGAAAAUGCUGCAUGGACCAAGACGAGGGGUCUUUUGUGAGCAGAGAGGAAAAGAUGUGUACCAAACUGUAUAAUGAAGAUGAAUUCCAGCCCUUCGAUCCAUCCCAGGAACCUAUAUUUCCUCCUGAACUGAUCCGAAUGGCAGAAGACCCAAAUAAGCGGAGGCUGACAUUCCAAGGGGAGAGGACCACCUGGAUCAUGCCUGCGACCUUGAAGGACCUUCUGGAACUGAAAGCCAGUUACCCCAAAGCCCCACUUGUCAUGGGGAACACCACAGUGGGACCCAAUAUUAAAUUCAAAGAUGAAUUCUAUCCAGUUUUUAUAUCCCCACUUGGACUUCCGGAACUAUAUUUUGUGAACACCACAAAUGAUGAGGUGACAAUAGGGGCAGGAUACAGCCUGGCGCAGUUGAACGAUGCCUUAUAUUUUAUUGUUUCGGAUCAACCAAAGGAGAAGACCAAGACCUAUCAUGCCCUCCUGAAGCAUCUGAGGACACUUGCAGGACCCCAGAUUAGGAAUAUGGCUACUUUGGGAGGACAUGUGGUAAGCCAACCUAAUUUUUCUGACCUAAAUCCCAUUUUAGCAGCAGGAAACGCUACCAUCAAUGUGAUAUCUAAAGAAGGAACUCGGCAGAUUCCUUUAAAUGGCCCUUUCCUUGAGGGCUCCCCCGAGGCCAACCUGAGACCAGAAGAGGUUGUGCUGUCCAUUUCCAUUCCUUAUUCCACUCAGUGGCACUUUGUGUCAGGGCUUCGGAUGGCACAACGUCAGGAAAAUGCCUUUGCCAUUGUCAAUGCUGGCAUGAGUGUGAAAUUUGAAGAAGGCACGAACACAAUCAAAGAUCUUCAAAUGUUCUACGGACACGUUGGCCCCACUGUUGUCUCUGCAAGCCAAACAUGCAAGCGGCUCAUCGGGAGGCAGUGGGAUGACCAAAUGCUGAGUGAGGCAUGCAGAUGGGUUCUGGAGGAGAUCCGCAUUCCACCAGCAGCUGAGGGUGGCAUGGUGGAAUUUCGGAGGACCCUCAUCAUCAGCCUACUCUUCAAAUUCUACCUCAAAGUGCGGCGAGGGCUGAACAAAAUGGUAAAUGACUUCUCUGGGUCCCUGGAUCCUCAGAAGUUUCCUGAUAUCCCAGAAAAUUUCGUGAGUGCUCUGGAUGACUUCCCCAUACAAACACCCCAAGGAAUUCAGAUGUUCCAGUGUGUGGAUCCCAAACAACCCCAACAAGAUCCAGUUGGACACCCAGUCAUGCACCAGUCGGCCAUUAAACAUGCCACAGGAGAAGCUGUAUUUGUUGAUGACAUGCCUCCCAUUGACCAAGAACUCUUCCUUGCUGUAGUAACCAGUACCAGAGCUCAUGCAAAGAUCUUAUCAAUUGAUAUUUCAGAAGCCCUGGCAUGUCCAGGUGUGGUUGAUGUGAUUACAGCUGAGGAUGUUCCAGGAGAUAAUAACCACAGUGGAGAGAUUUUAUAUGCACAUAAUGAGGUAAUUUGCGUGGGUCAGAUCAUCUGCACCGUGGCUGCGGAUACCUAUGCUCAUGCAAAAGCCGCAGCCAAACAAGUGAAGAUUGCUUAUGAAGACAUAGAGCCAAAGAUUAUCACAAUAGAGCAAGCCCUAGCACACAAUUCUUUUCUUUCUGAUGAGAGAAAAAUUGAGCAAGGAAACGUAGAGCAUGCCUUUGAAAAUGUGGAUCAAAUCAUUGAAGGUGAGGUCCAUGUGGAAGGUCAGGAGCAUUUUUACAUGGAAACACAAACUAUUCUGGCUAUCCCCAAAGCAGAAGACAAAGAAAUGGUGUUACACCUGGGAACACAGUUUCCAACCCAUGUGCAGGAGUACGUGGCUGCAGCACUAAAGGUCCCAAGGAGUAGAAUCGCCUGUCAUAUGAGAAGAACUGGAGGAGCAUUUGGGGGCAAAGUGACCAAGCCCGCUCUGCUGGGAGCUGUCAGUGCUGUGGCUGCCAACAAGACUGGCCACCCAAUCCGGUUUAUCCUAGAGCGUGGUGAUGACAUGCUGAUAACUGCUGGCCGCCACCCUCUCCUGGGAAAAUACAAAAUCGGGUUCAUGAACAACGGGGAGAUCAAGGCUGCUGACGUUGAGUAUUACAUCAAUGGAGGGUGCACUCCUGAUGAGUCUGAGCUGGUGAUGGAGUUUAUUGUGCUGAAAUCUGAAAAUGCAUAUUAUAUUCCAAAUUUCCGGUGCCGGGGCAGGGCCUGCAAAACAAAUUUGCCAUCUAACACGGCCUUCCGAGGAUUUGGCUUCCCUCAGGCUACGGUGGUAGUAGAAGCUUACAUCAGUGCUGUGGCAGCUAAAUGUAACCUACUCCCUGAAGAGGUUAAAGAAAUAAACAUGUAUAAGAGAACUAGCAAAACAGCUCAUAAGCAGACAUUUAAUCCAGAACCCUUGCGAAGAUGCUGGAAAGAAUGUCUGGAGAAGUCAUCAUUCUAUGCAAGGAAACAGGCUGCAGAGGAAUUUAACAAAAAGAACUUCUGGAAGAAGAGGGGGCUUGCUGUCGUCCCCAUGAAGUUUACCAUUGGAAUCCCCAUAGCCUUCUACAAUCAGGCAGCUGCUCUGGUCCACAUCUACUUAGAUGGCUCUGUCUUGCUGACUCAUGGUGGCUGUGAACUGGGACAAGGCCUACACACCAAAAUGAUUCAAGUGGCUAGUCGAGAACUGAACAUCCCCCAGUCCUACGUGCACCUGUCUGAAACAAGCACCAUCACGGUGCCCAAUGCCAUCUUCACAGCAGGCUCCAUGGGAACAGACAUCAACGGGAAGGCUGUGCAGAAUGCCUGCCAAAUUCUUCUGGACCGUCUUCAGCCAAUCAUCAAGAAAAACCCUAAAGGAAAAUGGGAGGAAUGGAUUGGAAAAGCCUUUGAAGAAUCCAUCAGUCUCUCAGCCACUGGAUAUUUCAAAGGCUACCAGACAAAUAUGGACUGGGAAAAGGAGGAAGGUGAUGCCUACCCAUACUAUGUUUAUGGUGCAUCCUUUUCUGAGGUUGAAGUGGACUGUCUGACUGGGGCUCAUAAGCUCCUGAGAACUGAUAUCUUCAUGGAUGCUGCUUUCAGCAUAAACCCUGCCCUGGAUAUCGGACAGGUUGAGGGUGCAUUUAUCCAAGGCAUGGGAUUCUAUACCAUAGAAGAACUGAAAUACUCCCCGGAAGGUGUGCUCUAUUCUCGGGGUCCAGAUGACUACAAAAUCCCCACGGUCACUGAGAUACCAGAAGAAAUCUCGGUCACUCUGGUGCACUCUCAAAAUCCCAUAGCCAUAUACUCAUCCAAGGGAUUGGGUGAGGCUGGAAUGUUCUUGGGGUCCUCAGUGUUGUUCGCUAUAUAUGACGCAGUGAGUGCUGCCCGCAGAGAGAGGGGCCUGAGCAAUACCUUCCCCUUGAAUAGCCCAGCAACACCUGAAGUCAUUCGCAUGGCCUGUGUGGAUCAGUUUAUUGACAUGAUUCCCAGUGAUGACCCUUCAACCUUUACUCCGUGGUCCAUCCAUGUGUCUUAG
Nannospalax galili (Upper Galilee mountains blind mole rat) is the source of this 4032-nucleotide messenger RNA. RefSeq names its product aldehyde oxidase 4. The transcript has 35 exons. Bases 1 to 4032 code for a protein of 1343 amino acids. Lineage: Eukaryota; Metazoa; Chordata; Mammalia; Rodentia; Spalacidae. The record is from RefSeq and is a predicted model, not a curated record. Gene Ontology annotation, molecular function: NAD binding; iron ion binding; oxidoreductase activity.